This is a messenger RNA of Stegastes partitus (bicolor damselfish), 2298 nucleotides long. It is a transcript of the gene slc7a14a, whose product is annotated as solute carrier family 7 member 14a. Gene Ontology annotation, cellular component: plasma membrane. The transcript has 9 exons. Gene Ontology annotation, molecular function: amino acid transmembrane transporter activity. NCBI's taxonomy places the organism in Eukaryota, Metazoa, Chordata, Actinopteri, Pomacentridae. Gene Ontology annotation, biological process: amino acid transport; transmembrane transport. The record is from RefSeq and is a predicted model, not a curated record. Bases 1 to 2298 code for a protein of 765 amino acids.
AUGAGCGGCCUGGCAGGGAAGCUGGACCCUCGCAGGAUACAGUGGGGCUCGACAUGGAACACCUUCGCGUCCCGCGUCCUGAGGACCAAGCCCGUGGAGUCCAUGCUGGAUUCGGCCAUGACGGGCACCAGCUCGCAUGGGACCAGGCUGGCCCGGGUGCUGUCCACGGUGGACCUGGUGUCGCUGGGUGUCGGCAGCUGCGUCGGGACGGGGAUGUACGUGGUGUCGGGGCUGGUUGCCAAGGAGAUGGCCGGCCCUGGGGUCAUCGUGUCCUUCAUUAUCGCCGCUGUGGCCUCCAUCCUGUCAGGAGUGUGCUACGCCGAGUUCGGCGUGCGCGUGCCUAAGACCACGGGUUCGGCCUACACGUACAGCUACGUGACCGUGGGCGAGUGCGUGGCUUUCUUCAUCGGCUGGAACUUGAUCCUGGAGUAUCUGAUCGGCACGGCGGCCGGGGCGUCGGCUCUCAGCAGCAUGGCGGACUCGCUGGCCAAUCACAGCAUCAGCAACUUUAUGAUCUCGCACAUCGGAACGCUCAACGGCUUGGGCAAAGGAGAGCAAUCGUACCCGGACCUGCUGGCGCUGCUGAUAGCUUUGCUGGUGACGGUGAUCGUGGCUUUGGGAGUGAAGAACUCCGUGGGCUUCAACAACGUGCUAAACGUCAUCAACCUCAUAGUGUGGGUGUUCAUGAUGAUCGCCGGGCUGUUCUUUGUCAACGGAGAGAACUGGGACGAGGGGAGAUUCCUGCCCUUCGGCUGGUCAGGGGUGAUGCAGGGUGCCGCCACCUGCUUCUACGCCUUUAUCGGAUUUGACAUCAUUGCCACAACAGGAGAAGAGGCCAAGAGUCCCAACACCUCCAUCCCGUAUGCCAUCACUGCCUCGCUCAUCACCUGCCUCACUGCCUACGUUUCUGUUUCUGUGAUCCUGACGCUGAUGGUGCCGUACAAUGAGAUCGAUGCAGACGCCCCGCUCAUGGAGAUGUUUGCCAUGCACGGCUGCAUGUUCGCCAAGUACAUCGUGGCGGUCGGAUCUAUAGCCGGACUGACCGUGUCCCUCCUGGGGUCCCUGUUCCCCAUGCCCAGGGUGAUCUACGCCAUGGCAGGGGACGGCCUGCUGUUCAAGUUCCUGGCCAACGUGUCUUCCUACACAGAGACUCCCGCUGUAGCCUGCGUGGUGUCGGGCUUCCUGGCUGCCCUGUUGUCCCUCCUGGUCAGCCUCAGAGACCUCAUAGAGAUGAUGUCUAUAGGAACCCUGCUGGCCUACACCCUGGUGAGCCUCUGUGUUCUCCUGUUACGCUACCAACCGGAGGGCGACAUCCACGGCUUCGUGAACUUCCUCUCUGAGGAGCAGAACAACAAGAGGAAGGAGGGCGUUCUGGCCGAGUGCGAGAAAGACGCCUGCUCGCCAACCAGCGAAGCUGACGAGUACGGAGGUCCGCCCACCAACACCUGCGGAGCCAAAAACCUGCCGUCGCUGGGCGACAACGAGAUGCUGAUCGGCAAACCAGAUAAAAACGCGUACACUGCCAGCCACCCUAACUACGGCACGGUGGAUAUGACCACGGGCAUCGAAGCAGAGGAGUCUGAAGGCGGUCUGUCCCGGCGUUUGAAGAAACUGAUCGGGCCGCGUUACUAUACUCUGAGGAUCCGACUCGGCCUCCCGGGAAAGAUGGACAGACCGACUGCAGCCACCGGCAAAACCGUCACUGUGUGUGUGCUGCUGCUCUUCAUCUUCAUCUUCGCUUUCUGCUCCUUUAUCAUUUUCGGAGCGAGCAGCAUCGGAGAGGGUCGCUGGUGGGCCUUGCUGCUAUUAAUCUUCUUCAUUCUCUUCAUCGCCCUGCUGGUCAUCAUCAUCCUCCAGCAGCCAGAGAACCCUAAGCGUCUGCCCUACAUGGCGCCCUGCGUGCCCUUCGUACCUGCUUCAGCCAUGCUGGUCAACAUCUACCUCAUGCUCAAACUGUCUGCCAUCACCUGGAUUCGGUUUUCAAUCUGGUGUUUUGUGGGUGUGCUCAUCUACUUCGGCUACGGCAUGUGGAACAGCACGCUGGAGAUCACAGCCAGAGAGAACGAGGUCCACGCCUCCACCUACCAGCGCUACGAUCAAGGUGUGGACGAGGGUUUCUGCGGCUUCGACGACGACUUCUACCCGCCUACCACCGAACCCUGGGGCGCACCGGAGGGCGGAUCGGGGCUGACCCCUCCUCCCGAGGCGAAACCCGAAAGCGACGGGACGCCGUCGAAAGGCGGAGGCAGAACCGUUGCCAAUCGUGCCCUCGCGGAGGAGGAUCCGAUGGAUUUCUGA